GGUGUGGCCAAGGACUCCAGAGAGGGCACACGCAGCUCCUGUUCAUUGUCUUCACUGGCCACUUCAAUUGGAUGAAAGUUGCGUAGGAAUAUUUCCUUCGGUGCAGGGUGAGGAGCAUGAAAAGAUGAUGCAAAGUCAAGCCACUGUCUGAAAGUGCCUGAGCCUGAUAUUCUUAGCAAACAGCAGCACUCAAAGAUGGGAGGAGGAUGCUAAAGCUAGACACUCUCUGGAGCUGUGCAGCCUAUAAAGGCUAGGACAGUGACUAAUGGGAGCUUUUUGGGAUCAUCUUGCUAGGAAGAAACAAAUUUGAAAGUACAGUGGAUGCCAAACUUUGAGCAGCCACGCUUACUCAGAAAUCGAUACCAGGACACUACUGGAAAACACUCUGCAAGGAAACAUCCUGUGCUGGCCAGGUCCUGGGAAAACAGAUGACCAAAUAAGGCCCUUCGUUUCUUGCUCCAUUAUGCUCUCUGGCUAAGGGUUCUUGUCUCUAUGUUGAAGAAACAGGAACAACCCCAGCAAAUUACAUCACAGGUUCAUGGCCAAAAGCAAAGAAACCAUUUUGGAAGAGUGUGGAGUGAUUAGCAACCUUUCUGAAGAAUGUGUGACCAGGAGAUUGAGGGCUUUGAAGCAGACAACCCUUCAGACAAGUUUCGCAUGAUUCCUAGCCUCCCGCCGUAUGACAUGGAUGACCAACUCCUUCCCAGGGAGCCACGGAGUGCCUGGUGCUGCUGGGCAUGGACCCUGAUGGUAGUUGCCAUGAACUUUGCGGUCUUUCUCAUGAAUUUGCUCCUAAUGUUUACCAUCUUCACUAUUGUGCUGCUGCCCACCAUUGUGGUGGUUUACUUAGGCUUCCAAUGCCACUCCCGGGUGCUGCACUCAGCUGCCCACUACUGCAAAACUGUCUUGGACGACAACAGCUCUUCUGCCCUCAUUGUUCUUGGCUUCAUCAUCAUGUCCCCUCUCAUUGUGGUGGCCGUGGCCAUCUACUGCAGCCUGGCAAGGUGCCUCCGCCUCUUCAUGUGCUUCCAGCCAUACAGCAGGGCUGUGUACAAGGGGGUGAAGUGGCAGUGGUGUGAGGAGGGAGGCCUGUGUGGCUAUGCCAAGGAACAGAACACUCAAGUCAAGGCCUGGGUGUGAGUUUGCAGUGUCCCUGUUCUACCCAGCACCUUCUUCUGCCACCCCAUCCCUCUCCACUGUCACAUCCCAGCAUCACCAUCCUGAGUCUUUACAGAUGAAGGCAGUGUAGAGCCUAGAAGUGAGAGGAAGGGAGACAGAUCUGUUCAUGAGCCACAAUUUUAUCUGUAAGUAGGUAGGACUCUGCCCAUGGUGAGGGAAACACAGAAAAGAGGUGAAGGAAAGGCAGAAAACAUAUGAAGUCCUUGAUGGUAUAGAAGAGGCAAUGUUCAGUCCUGGUGGAAAAAAAUGGAGACUCCUCCCAGAGCACAUUGCACUUAGCAGCAUUGUUUCCAGUCUUGACAACCUGCUCUGCCUCGCCCGAGAUACAGUAUACAUUUGCAUAAGGACUAAGCAGCAGUGGAAGCAGCUGCUGACUUUGGCUCAGUGAGGUCUCCUUGGGAACAGCAGCCUUUAGUGAAGCACCCAGCCAAGAGGAAGCAACUGUGGUUUUCCCUACUGUUGGGCUGCCUGUGUUUCUAACCUCUUGCAAAGGGUUCUGUAAGUCACUGACUCUGAUGUUUGGGAACCACCACCUUCCUACUUCACAUAUUCUUCCCAUGCUUAGCAAUCCCAUUUUCCCAUAGUCUGCAGUGGUGCAUGUGCUCCCUUAGCUGUUUUUGAGCCUGGUUGCUGUGCUGGCUGCAUAUAUGAAAACUGAA
Messenger RNA from Struthio camelus australis, 1838 nucleotides. It is a transcript of the gene TMEM278, whose product is annotated as transmembrane protein 88B. The record is from RefSeq and is a predicted model, not a curated record. Gene Ontology annotation, cellular component: plasma membrane. NCBI's taxonomy places the organism in Eukaryota, Metazoa, Chordata, Aves, Struthioniformes, Struthionidae. Gene Ontology annotation, molecular function: PDZ domain binding.